GCCUGCCCGCUGCCCUCCUGGCUGCUGCCGCUGGCAGCCGGCGGGGCAGGAGCGAUGCUGCUCCUCCGGCGGAGCUCCGGGGCUGAGCGCAGAGAGAUGCACUGGCCACAGCCUGCGUUGAAGCCUCGCAGGAUGGUGCAGGACCUUCGUGUGUAACCCCCCGGGCUCCAAGCAGUGCUGCCGGGCCCCAGGCCCCUCUGGAGAUGAAUCUUUGCUGGAACGAGAUAAAAAAAAAAUCCCACAGCCUUCGGGCUCGGCUGGAGGCCUUCUCUGACCACAGUGGGAAGCUGCAGGUGCCUCUCCAGGAGAUCAUCGACUGGCUGGGGCAGAAGGAUGAGGAGCUGUCGGCACAGCUGCCCCUGCGGGGUGAUGUCCUCCUGGUGCAGCAGGAGAAGGAGACACACGCGGCUUUCAUGGAAGAAGUGAAGUCUCGGGGACCAUACAUUUACUCUGUCCUGGAGUCAGCACAGGCUUUCCUUUCCCAGCACCCAUUUGAGGAAUUAGAAGAACCAACUUUGGAAAGCAAAGAUGUGUCUCCCCGGCACCGGAUCCAGAACAUCAGCCGCUUUGUCUGGAAGCAGGCCAACGUGGCCAGUGAGCUGUGGGAGAAGCUCACGGCCCGGUGCGUGGACCAGCACCGCCACAUUGAACGGACCCUGGAGCAGCUGCUGGAGAUUAAAGGGGCUAUGGAAGAGCUCAGCACGACCCUGGACCAGGCUGAAAGUGUGCGGGAGACCUGGGAACCCAUCGGGGACCUCUUCAUUGACUCCUUGCCAGAGCACAUCCAGUCAACCAAGCUGUUCAAGGAGGAGCUCUCCCCCAUGAAGGAUGGGGUGAAAGUGGUCAAUGAUCUUGCACACCAGCUUGCCAUCUCAGAUGUCCACCUGUGCAUGGAGAAUUCCCGCACCCUGGAGCAGAUCAACACCCGCUGGAAACAGCUGCAGGCCUCCAUAAAUGAACGCCUGAAGCAGCUCCAAGAUGCCCACCGUGACUUCGGACCAGGCUCCCAGCACUUCCUCUCCUCCUCUGUCCAGGUCCCCUGGGAGCGAGCCAUUUCCCCCAACAAAGUGCCAUACUACAUCAACCACCAGGCCCAGACGACGUGCUGGGACCACCCAAAGAUGACAGAGUUGUACCAGACGCUGGCGGAUUUGAACAACAUCAAGUUCUCGGCAUAUCGGACGGCCAUGAAACUCCGGCGGGUGCAAAAAGCCCUUCGAUUGGACAUGGUCACCCUGGCCACGGCUUUGGAAAUCUUUAAUGAGCACGACCUGCAGCCCGGUGACCGGGCAAUGGACGUGGUGGAGGUCAUCCACUGCCUGACCGCCCUCUACGAGCGGCUGGAGGAGGAGCGGGGCAUCCUGGUGAACGUGCCCCUCUGCGUGGACAUGAGCCUCAACUGGCUGCUGAACGUCUUUGACAGUGGCCGCAGCGGGAAGAUGAGAGCUCUCUCCUUCAAGACGGGCAUCGCGUGUCUGUGCGGGACAGAGGUCAAGGAGAAGUUCCAGUAUCUCUUCAGCCAAGUGGCGAACGCCGGGGGACUGUGUGACCAGCGGCACCUCGGCGUCCUGCUCCACGAGGCCAUCCAGGUCCCACGACAGCUGGGGGAGGUGGCAGCUUUUGGGGGCAGCAACGUGGAGCCCAGCAUCCGCAGCUGCUUCCGCUUCAGCAAUGGGAAGUCUGCCAUUGAGGCAUCCCAGUUCCUGGAGUGGGCCAACCUGGAGCCACAGUCCAUGGUGUGGCUGGCGGUGCUGCACCGGGUGACCAUGGCCGAGCAGGUGAAGCACCAGACCAAGUGCUCCGUGUGCCGGCAGUGCCCCAUCAAGGGAUUCAGGUAUCGGAGCCUGAAGCAGUUCAAUGUGGAUAUCUGCCAGACCUGCUUCCUCACCGGGCGAGCCAGCAAGGGCAACAAGCUGCACUACCCCAUCAUGGAGUACUACACCCCGACCACAUCCAGUGAGAACAUGAGGGACUUUGCCACGACACUGAAGAACAAGUUUCGCUCCAAGCAGUACUUCAGCAAGCACCCACAGAGGGGUUACCUGCCCGUCCAGUCUGUGCUCGAGGCUGACUUCUCUGAGACCCCAGCCUCCUCCCCGAUGUUACCACACGCCGACACACACUCCCGGAUCGAGCACUUUGCCAGCAGGCUUGCAGAGAUGGAAAGCCAGAAUUGUUCCUUCUUCAGUGAUAGCCUGUCCCCUGAUGACAGCCUGGAUGAGGACCAGUACCUGCUGCGCCAUUCCAGCCCCAUCACCGACAGAGAGCCUGGGGGCAGCCAGCAGGUUCCAGGAAGCCUCAACAUGGAUGACAAGGGAGAGCUGGAAAGAGUCCUGGCCCACUUAGAGGAUGAAAACAGGAUCCUCCAGGGAGAGCUGAGACGUUUGAAAUGGCAGCAUGAUGAGGCAGUGGAGUCUCCAACCUUGGCUACAGGCUCUCCUGAAUCAGUGCAAGACCCGCGUAACGACGAGCUCCUGGCAGAAGCACGAAUCCUCCGGCAGCACAAGAGCCGCCUGGAGACACGGAUGCAGAUCCUGGAGGACCACAACAAGCAGCUGGAGUCACAGCUGCACAGGCUGAGGGAGCUACUGCUGCAGCCUCCAGCAGAGUCAGAAGGCAAUGGUUCAGCAGCCUCGUCCUUGGCUUCAUCUCCACAUCAGUCAGAAGGCAGCCAGGCAAAGGAGAGAGAGCACAACACUCCUGACACUGAAACUGCAGACGAGGUGGAAGCCAAAACCCAGGAAGUCAGCAUGUGCCUGGAAGACAUAAUGGAGAAGCUGCGGAGCGCCUUCCCCAACUCUCGAGGUACUUGAGUGAAAUCCUCCUCUCUUACUGCUCCCUCAGGUGAGGUUUUCCCCACAGAGCCCUGCCCUGGUCCCAGCUUCCCUGCGACAGCUGAUGACCCACAGUGCUUCAGCCAAGAGCUUUGCUGCUGCAGUGCUGCUGGGACAGGAGCGUGGCCUGGGAACGGAGGAGG
This is a messenger RNA of Pseudopodoces humilis (Tibetan ground-tit), 2977 nucleotides long. NCBI's taxonomy places the organism in Eukaryota, Metazoa, Chordata, Aves, Passeriformes, Paridae. The record is from RefSeq and is a predicted model, not a curated record.